This is a messenger RNA of Leguminivora glycinivorella, 667 nucleotides long. RefSeq names its product coiled-coil domain-containing protein 103. The record is from RefSeq and is a predicted model, not a curated record. The transcript has 3 exons. Gene Ontology annotation, biological process: determination of left/right symmetry; epithelial cilium movement involved in extracellular fluid movement; inner dynein arm assembly. Bases 345 to 599 code for a protein of 84 amino acids. Gene Ontology annotation, cellular component: outer dynein arm. NCBI's taxonomy places the organism in Eukaryota, Metazoa, Arthropoda, Insecta, Lepidoptera, Tortricidae.
UACAAUUUUGCAAAUUAAAUAUUAAUUUCAAAAUCAAUACCGUGGAAUUAUGUUUUUCUCGAUUUCCCAAAAAAAGUUCAAAGUGGAAAUAAGCCCUUUUGAAAAGACACUCCUCAAUUACGAUAUCAUAAUUGCAUUAUUAUCAAUUUACUGUCCGCGUAAGUAAAGUAAACACGCUCUUUAAGCAACGCUUUAAUUUACGUCUUUUAAAUUUGUAGUACAGAAAUUGAAAUAUACCAAAGCGAAGGUGUUGUUUACGUCUUUACAUUGUGAUCUUUUUGGCUACCAUGAGUUUUUCAUACAUAACUCGAUGUCGAGUCACUGGAAAUACAAACUAAGUAAGGAUGGACAAACCUCUGGGCGUCGACGACUUCGCGGCCAUGGAGGGACAGCUCCGGGGCUGUGUGGAGGCCGACAGGCACCACUGGCAGGUCAACGACGUGAAAUGCGACGCCAUACACACCGCCAAGACCUAUGAGGAGUUUGCGGACCGCGUGGCCGCAGCGCACUUGCGGCCGCUAGAGAAGGCCGACUACAAGCAGAAGGGGCCGCGAGGGUGGAACCAAUACGCCACCCGUUCCAAGACCGACACUGAAUAGAUUUAAAUAGUUCAAAUUACUUAUAUUCAAUUGAAACUAAAAAAAUAAACGGGAGAUAUGAAAGUGUA